Clupea harengus (Atlantic herring) is the source of this 1143-nucleotide messenger RNA. RefSeq names its product cytochrome c oxidase subunit 7A2 like (gene cox7a2l). Gene Ontology annotation, biological process: mitochondrial respirasome assembly; mitochondrial electron transport, cytochrome c to oxygen; regulation of oxidative phosphorylation. Gene Ontology annotation, cellular component: respiratory chain complex IV. The record is from RefSeq and is a predicted model, not a curated record. NCBI's taxonomy places the organism in Eukaryota, Metazoa, Chordata, Actinopteri, Clupeiformes, Clupeidae.
GUUGGGGUCCUUAGUCUUCCCGGUGUUGCAAAAGAGCCCGUCAAGAGGGACGCUUUUUGAUUUCCUCUACACGAAGAUCUGUUUAAAAAACAACAACAUGUAUUACAAAGUCAGCGGGGUUACGGGAAAACUAACGGGAACUACAUCGGCCGCCUAUGCCCCUCAGGGGCUUAGGGCAACGGUUCCAACGGAGCCCCUUCCUAUGACCUUCGCUGUUCCUACCAAAUUGGUGUCUGAAGCGGGAACGGUCGUGGAGUAUCUGGGUGUCAACAAGGUUCAGGAAUGGCAGAAGAUUUUCCAGAAGUCUGAUGGCAUCCCCAUCCACCUGAAGCGUGGAAUCAUCGACAAGCUGCUGUACCGGACCACCAUGGGGCUGACGAUAGGAGGGACCCUCUACUGUCUGAUGGCCCUUUACAUCGCAGCUCAACCCAGGAAGCCCUAGUGAAGCCCAAGCCCCCCUCAGAACUCACAGCCUUUCUAGCCCCAUCUCUAUCUCCCCCUGCAAUCCAACUUAUUUGUGAAGAGGAGCAAUGCUUUGGAUAGUGUUGAUUACCGCUUCCCUCACAUUUGAGUAAAGAAAUUAGUUACACUGCUAACAACACUCUGAUUCGAUCAGUAUAUCAUUACCUGCAAUUGUAUUGUUUCCUUAUUUAUACUUGAUUUGUGUAAUUUAAUGGACCCUGCCUUUCUGCAACAGGUCCCUGUGUAAGAGAAUGAAUUCCUGGUGAUCACUACACUCUUAAUCAGUGGUUCAGAUACAGGUUAUGUCUUAGGAGGUUGGAGUGAGCAUGUAUGUGACCGUGUCCAGUCUUCACCAAGUUUGACCCCUUUGGGGUUACAGGGUCAUGGAGGUUUAGCACCAGCACGUGUCCUAUGAUAUUUGAGAGAACGUGCAUCAUCUCCCCGUUAUAGAAAUGACCCCAAAAGUGGUAACAGAUGGAGUUGUGUGGUCUGACUGCAGUGGUGGGCACACAUUACACACGUGUCCCUGUCACCUCAGUAAUCAGACACCGCACAUAGCCUGCGGAUCAGCUGCUGACUCUUCUAACACAGGAAAAGACACAUGACCAGGAAGGUGCUGGCCUAAAUUCCCCUAUCUCGAAGGUUUAACUGUCACAAUAAAUAUAUUUUAUUUCAAAAAAA